UGCGGCGAGAGCAGCAGGGAAGGAGGCGUGUGGCGCCCGCCCCCGCCCGCGGUGCCCAGAGCCGGAGGUGCAGCGAGGCGCUCCCCCAGCCCCAUUCCCGGCGCCCAGUCCAGCACCGACCCCGCGAGGCGGCCCUUCCUGCGCAGCGGUGGCAGCGGCGGGCGGGAUGACGGCGGAGGAGAUGAAAGCGGACGGGGCUCCCCUGGAAGGGACAGACAUCACCCCCAAGCAGGAUGAGGGCGUCCUCAAGGUUGUUAAGAGAGAAGGCAGUGGGACAGAGUCUCCAAUGAUAGGUGAUAAAGUGACUGUCCAUUACACAGGAUGGCUUCUUGAUGGCACAAAAUUUGACUCCAGUCUGGACAGGAGAGACAAGUUUUCGUUUGACUUAGGGAAAGGUGAGGUGAUCAAAGCAUGGGACAUUGCUGUGGCGACUAUGAAGAUUGGUGAAAUCUGUCGGAUUACGUGUAAACCAGAAUAUGCCUAUGGCUCAGCUGGGAGCCCCCCAAAGAUACCUCCCAAUGCUACACUGAUUUUUGAGAUAGAACUUUUUGAGUUCAAGGGGGAGGACCUCACUGAUGAAGAAGAUGGUGGCAUCAUCCGGAGGAUCCGUAAAAAAGGGGAGGGCUACUCCAAGCCCAAUGAGGAUGCACUCGUAGAGAUCCAGUUUGAAGGCCGAUACGGAGAUCGUGUUUUUGACAAGCGGGAAUUGCGGUUUGAGAUUGGGGAAGGUGAAAACUUUGAUCUUCCUCAUGGUCUGGAGAAAGCAAUUCAAAAAAUGGAGAAAUCGGAGGAAUCCGUGUUCUAUCUUAAACCCAGCUACGGUUUUGGAAGCACUGGGAAUGAGAAAUUUCAGAUCCCUCCAGAUGCAGAGCUGCAGUAUGAAGUGAAACUCAAAAGCUUUGAAAAGGCUAAGGAGUCUUGGGAAAUGAACACGGAUGAGAAGUUGGAACAAAGCUCCAUUGUGAAGGAGAGAGGCACUCAGUACUUCAAGGAGGGAAAAUACAAGCGGGCAGCAUUACAGUAUAAGAAGAUUGUGUCGUGGCUGGAGCAUGAAUCAGGACUCUCCGAUGAGGAGGAAUCAAAAGCCAAAAGCUUGAGGCUUGCUGCCCACCUUAAUCUAGCUAUGUGCCAUCUCAAGCUAAAGGAAUACUCACAGGCUUUGGAAAACUGCAACAAGGCACUGGAAUUGGAUAGCAACAAUGAAAAAGGCCUCUUCCGGCGUGGAGAAGCGCAUUUGGCUGUCAAUGACUUUGAGUUGGCCCGAGGAGAUUUCCAGAAAGUGAUACAACUUUAUCCAAGUAACAAAGCUGCCAAAGUGCAACUGGUAACUUGUCAGCAAAAAAUACGGGAGCAGCAUGAGAAGGAGAAAAAGAUGUACGCCAACAUGUUCCAAAGGCUUGCAGACAAAGACUUAAAGUCAGCUGCUACUCUUCAGACCAGCCACACUGAAGAUGCAGAAAUGAAAGAUGAGCAGAAUGGAGUUGAAGAUAAAUCAGAAGCAGAAGCAUAAAAACAAACCCUAUUCCAUUAGUUUUGUAAAUGAAAGAAUUUCCAGUGAAUUA
Molecule: messenger RNA, 1562 nt
Organism: Lepidothrix coronata (blue-crowned manakin)
Lineage: Eukaryota; Metazoa; Chordata; Aves; Passeriformes; Pipridae
Gene: FKBP4
Product: FK506 binding protein 4
Exons: 10
Coding region: 167-1510 (447 amino acids)
Molecular function (GO): peptidyl-prolyl cis-trans isomerase activity; protein binding
Source: RefSeq, a predicted model, not a curated record